Triticum urartu is the source of this 823-nucleotide messenger RNA. RefSeq lists its product as uncharacterized. Lineage: Eukaryota; Viridiplantae; Streptophyta; Magnoliopsida; Poales; Poaceae. The record is from RefSeq and is a predicted model, not a curated record.
CACAGUCCAGCACGCUCUUCCCCGGAACCCAAAACCGUCCACGUCUUCUCCCCCUCCCCAAGCCAGGCCUAGCUCAGCCGCCGGCGAACAUGGGGACGCGGGAGGUGUACGAGGAGAAGCUCCGCAGCGGCGCGCACCUCCACCGCGACCCCACCAUCAACCCCGGCCUCGGCUCCGCCCGCUGCCCCCGCUGCCUCUCCCUCCUCAACCCCGCCACCAGCUCCGGAGGGCGCGACUGGGCCAUCACCUCCGUCCUGCACGACGCCACCGCCGUGACUGGUUCUGGCGCCGGCGCGAUGCUCAGUGCGGUGCACGGGUUUAAUACAGGGAUCCCGUUUGUCCAGAAGCAUGUCAAGGGGCCCAAGUGGCUGCACUUACUUGUUGGGGUCCCUCCUUUGAUCUUAUUCUCUGGUGCCAGUGCUUUAUUUGGGGCAUAUGCGCUCCCAACGUUUGCCCAGCUCACUGUGACAUCCUAUUAUGCUGCAUCAAGUGCCUCUCACUACGCAGUUUCACAGAUCACACGCCACAUCGAGAAGGCCCAUUUAUCUGGCGCUCCUGACGAGAAGGCUUGAUUAGCUGCUUGCAAUCAGUCAGUUUGUUUGGUGCACAUCGUAUAUAUGGACUCUCUGCUUCUCCAUGCCGCAGUAGUCUGAUAGUUUUGCGGAGUUCCAGGCUCAAAACCUGUUCUACCAUAAGUAUAAUUAAUUAUCACAGUACGUAGCUUUGCUAAUUGCUACUCAUGUCACGUUUAAGAGCAAAUUUGCUGGAUUCCUUGGCUCCUUUUGCUGUUUGAAAAAUGCUAUCUGAAAUUAUUUGUCGUGAA